Messenger RNA from Exophiala bonariae, 675 nucleotides. RefSeq lists its product as uncharacterized. The transcript is spliced from 2 exons. The coding region runs from base 1 to 675 and encodes 224 amino acids. NCBI's taxonomy places the organism in Eukaryota, Fungi, Ascomycota, Eurotiomycetes, Chaetothyriales, Herpotrichiellaceae. The record is from RefSeq and is a predicted model, not a curated record.
AUGGCUCAACUUCAACCAAUACAACGGGUCGCCACUAGUUACAAGUUCUACGACCUGAUUCGGAGAGAGCCGGUGGACCAGGUGUUCUUUCCCGGUGACACGUUCGUUUGGAGGCACCCCGACCACGCCAAUGUCACCCUUCGACUGGCCCGCAACCAGGCGAAUGGCUCUCUCGUCCGUCGCGGGCCGCUAGAGCAUUUCGUCUGGGAGCGCCAGCUGCUGGGGGGUGCGUGGGUGGAGCUGGGAGAGUCAAGCGGCCCAACCACGACUGAGGUGUUGUGUUUGGCUCUUCUUGGAAUACAUAAGACCUCGCGCCAGAUCCGUAAUGCGUGGGACCGCUUUGAAGUGUUUCGCCCAGGUGCAAAUCCCGCUUCCCUUGGAACGCUGAGCGACGUUCGACUUGAUUGGUGGGUGAGGCGAGUUGCCGCUCCCGCUGCCAUCGCAGCAGCGCCGCCACCACCACCACCACCGCUGCCGACAGCAGUGCAAAUAGCACCAUCAGCAGCUCCAGUCGUGGCUCCAAUAGUAGCACCUGCUUCUCUCCCGACACUGGCAGCACCACCACCACCGCCGCCACCAUCAGCUGUGUCAGCCCCUCCACCAGCCGCACCAGCAACUUCCGUGGCUUCAUCUUUCGACAUGAGCCUUAUCGACCCACGACUCCUCACAAACUAG